Molecule: messenger RNA, 1525 nt
Organism: Neltuma alba
Lineage: Eukaryota; Viridiplantae; Streptophyta; Magnoliopsida; Fabales; Fabaceae
Product: amino acid permease 8-like
Exons: 6
Coding region: 1-1419 (472 amino acids)
Source: RefSeq, a predicted model, not a curated record
AUGGAGGUGGAAUCUGGUGCUCUUCAUUAUUUCGCUGACGAUCAUGCCCACCAACUCGUCGACGAUGAUGGCAGACCUUCCAGAACCGGGACGCAAUGGACGGCGACAGCACAUAUAAUAACGGCGGUGGUGGGGGCGGGAGUGCUGUCUCUGGCGUGGGCCAUGGCUCAGUUGGGAUGGCUCAUAGGCCUAACCACUAUCUUCGCCUUCGCCGCCGUCACCCUCUAUGCCGCCAACCUUCUCGCCGACUGCUACCGAUCGCCGGAUCCCGUCUCCGGCAAGAGGAACUAUUCGUACAUGGCGACUGUCAAAAACAUCUUAGGCGGGAAACAAUACAUCUUUUGUGCGAUCGUCCAGUAUGGCAAUCUCGCUGCCUUUGCCAUUGGCUACACAAUCACUACUUCGCUCAGCGUCGUGGCAAUACGCAAAAUCAAUUGCUACCAUUACAAGAUGGAGGGAGAGUCGUGCCGUUACUCGAAUAAUCCAUACAUGAUUGUGUUUGGAAUUGUUGAAAUAGUUUUGUCCCAAAUCCCCAGUUUUCACAAGCUUUCUUGGCUCUCUAUUAUAGCAGCUGUAACUUCCGUUGGGUAUGCAUCUAUUGGCGCCGGCCUUUCUUUUGCAACAAUCAUCAAAGGGAAAGGAAGCAAAACAUCCUUUACUGGUAGCAAUCCUGAUCAAACUCCCGCAGAUAGAGCGUGGAACAUGCUCGUUGCUCUGGGGAACAUUGCACUUGCUAGUACUUACUCUCAACUUGUCAUCGACAUCGAGGACACUUUAAAGUCAUCGCCGCCAGAAAAUGAAACGAUGAAGAAGGCAAACAGGAAUGGAAUAGUCACAAUGACAAUCAUGUUCCUGUUGUGUUCGUGCUCUGGCUACGCUGCCUUUGGCCCACACACUCCUGGCAGCAUCCUCAUGGCCUCUGGAUUUCAUGAGCCCUUCUGGCUAGUCGACUUAGCCAAUGUACUGAUCGUGGUCCAUCUGGUUGGCGCGUAUCAGGUGAUUACCCAACCCAUAUUCCGAGUGGUGGAAACCAUAGCUGGGCAGAAAUGGCCAAACACAGCGUUUGUGACGAAGGAGUACAGAGUGAGCAUUGGGAAAAAGAAGUUGAAUAUGAAUAUGUUGAGGCUGGUCUGGAGGACCAUAUUUGUGGUGGUGGUGACAGUACUAGGCAUGGCAAUGCCAUUUUUCAACGACAUGCUUGCACUCCUUGGAGCAAUUGGGUUCUGGCCCUCCGUCAUUUAUUUCCCAGUGGAGAUGACCAUUGCCAGACAGAAACUUCAGAAACGAUCUCUCUACUGGUUUGGGCUUCAGACACUCAACUUCUUUUGCUUCCUUGUGUCAUUGGCUGCAGCAUGUGCUGCCAUUCACGGGAUAAGUCGAGCCAUGGGGAGAUUCAAACCCUUUAUGUACAAGGAGUAGUUUGCGUGCCAUUUCUGAAUGUCUGGGAACAAAAAGACAAUUGUCAUGAAUAGCUUGGUUGGAAAUGCCCCUUCAUGAUUUGAGAUUUUAUGUUAUUGAAAUGAAA